Molecule: messenger RNA, 3047 nt
Organism: Paecilomyces variotii
Lineage: Eukaryota; Fungi; Ascomycota; Eurotiomycetes; Eurotiales; Thermoascaceae
Product: SNF2 family helicase
Exons: 4
Coding region: 97-2877 (926 amino acids)
Molecular function (GO): ATP binding; ATP-dependent chromatin remodeler activity; nucleic acid binding
Source: RefSeq, a predicted model, not a curated record
CUAUUCCGCUGCUGAUAUCCAAUUCUUCCUUGAAUCCGAUAUCUGUUUCUAUCUCAGGGUAUAGCAAAGUGGCCACUCAUCAGUCGUUUUGGGGAAAUGGCGAGAGUUUCGGGCAAGCGUAAGAUCGAUGUCGUCGACCUCACGGAUACCAGCGGAACUUCUGCUCGUCCCAGCAAGACAAGAGCGGAGCUUGAGGAACGCGAAAGUUGGAGCAGUGGCAGCCGUUUUGGCGUAAAUGCCGCCUUUCUACCGUUGAGCCAAGCGAGUCUGGAGGACGAAGAUGAUGAUGCGGGCGCUGUCGAGUUGAUUCCUGGUUCUCAGGGUUUUGAGGAUGCCACGUACAGCGAGUAUCAACUUUACGAUAAUCUCCCUACGAAGAUUGUCGGCGUGCGCUACUAUCGAGGGCAGGCUACUGUUGGAGAACAUGUCAUUCUCAAAAGAGAGCCGGGCAACCCCUAUGAUCGCAAUGCUAUCCGUGUGGAUAAUGUCAUGGGGCAUCAGAUUGGCCAUAUUCCUCGUAAUACGGCAGCCAAACUGGCGAAAUAUAUGGAUUCCAGAGAUCUUCUCAUAGAGGGAAUUCUGAGCGGACCCAAAGGAGAUUUUGACUGCCCUGUGCUCUUGAAACUCUAUGGUCCAUAUGAUCCGCAACGGCGGGCAGAACUCAAGGCCCGGAUGGAACUGGAUAGACUCCCACUGGGCCAAGUAAAGAAACGUGAGCGGGAAGAGCUCAGGCUCCAGAAGCAGCGAGAAAAGGAGCGCAAGGAAGCUGAGAAACGAUCUCGCUCCCUUGCCAAAGGAAAGGGAGUACAAUGGGACAGCCAGGGUCAACCAAUGUUUGCCAAUCUCUCGACUCCGGAUGGAGAGGGCCAGGCGGAGAGCCUGGAAGACCUUAUCGGGCAAAGUAGCACGUUCAAUCCUAGAGAGAUGGGCCAAGUUGUGGAGAAAUUUGGUGUCGACGAGACGGAUUUGGAAAAUAUGCCCAUGGCUGAGAACCCUGCAGGCUUGACGACGGAGUUACUCCCUUACCAGCGUCAGGGUUUGGCAUGGAUGAUUGAAAAGGAGUCUCCAGUCUUGCCCGCUCCUGGUUCACAGGCUAUUGUCCAGCUCUGGAAGAGAAACGGGAGCUAUUUUACCAAUAUUGCUACGAAUUACUCGACCAGACAAGAGCCGCCUCUUGCUAGCGGUGGGAUUCUUGCUGACGACAUGGGUUUGGGAAAGACUAUACAGAUUAUUUCUCUGAUCCUGGCCAACUCAGAACCGAAGACGUCUGGAUCAAAGACAACACUGAUUAUUUCGCCUGUUGGAGUGAUGAGUAAUUGGAUAGAUCAGAUCGCAACCCACACAACUGAAGAAAGGGGUCUCCGCGUGCUCAGGUAUCAUGGACCAGGGAAGAAAGAAGCCGGCAAUCUGAGCCAGUACGACGUGGUUGUCACGAGCUAUGGCGCGCUCAGCCAAGAGUACAAGCCGGACUCGAAAGCCACCCCGACCAAGGGAUUAUUUGCGACUAAUUGGCGCCGAGUCGUUUUGGAUGAGGGCCAUACAAUCCGUAACCCCAGGUCCAAAGCAGCCCUUGCAGCUUGCAAUCUAAAGGCAGAUUCCCGUUGGACGUUGACUGGAACCCCAAUUAUCAACUCUCUGAGAGAUCUCUAUUCUCAGAUCCGUUUCUUAAGACUUUCUGGCGGCCUAGAAGAUCUUGCAUUGUUCAAUAGUGUCCUCAUUCGACCCUUGACUUACGGUGAUCCGGAAGCAAGCACUCUUCUUCAGGGUCUGAUGGCUACUAUCUGCUUGCGGAGAAGGAAAGAUAUGAACUUCAUCAAUCUGCGUCUCCCGCCGCUGAGAUCACACGUCCUGCGUGUGAAGUUCCAUCCGCACGAACAGGAAAAAUACGACAUGUUUCUAUCCGAGGCGAAGGGCAAGAUGUUGGACUAUCAGUCCAAGGAUAAGCACGGCAACACAACGUAUUCCCAUCUUCUCGAAGUUAUUCUUCGGCUGCGCCAAGUCUGCAACCAUUGGUCACUGUGCAAGAAUCGCAUUGACAAGCUGAUGUCAAUGCUGGAAGAGCACAAAGUUGUCCAAUUGACACCGGAAAACAUCAAAGCACUCCAGGACAUGCUGCAACUCAGAAUUGAGAGUCAAGAAGUUUGCUCAGUGUGCUUGGAUUUAUUGGAGCAGCCUGUUAUCACGGCCUGUGCCCACCCGUUUUGCCGUGCAUGCAUCGAGCAGGUCAUUGAAAAACAACAUAAGUGUCCCCUGUGCCGUGCGGAGAUCGAGGAUACAUCUACUCUUGUAUCCCCUGCGGUGGAGUUGGGAGAGGAUGAGGGCAGUGGCGAGGUCGAUCCGGACAGUCCCAGCAGCAAGAUUGAAGCUCUCAUCAAGAUCCUCACAGCCAAGGGCCAAGCCCCGGACACCAAGACAGUCGUUUUCAGCCAGUGGACUUCAUUUCUUGACAUCAUCGAGCCUCACCUCGAGCGUAACGGCAUAUCUUUCGCUCGGAUAGACGGAAAGAUGCAAUCUGCCAAACGUGACAAGUCCACCCACCAGUUUUCCAAUGACCCUGAGUGCAAAGUCCUGCUCGCUAGUCUGAAUGUCUGCAGCGUCGGUCUUAAUCUUGUUGCAGCAAAUCAGGUCAUUCUUGCGGACAGCUGGUGGGCGCCCGCUAUUGAAGAUCAAGCUAUGGACCGUGUCUACCGACUCGGCCAGAAGCGAGAGACGACUAUCUGGCGGCUGGUCAUGGAAGGAAGUAUUGAAGACCGCGUCCUAGAGAUCCAAGACACCAAGCGCAAUCUCAUGAUGGCUGCGUUCCGCGAGACAGGCAAGAAGAAGAAAGCCGAGGACAAGGCCGCAAGACUUGCCGAUCUGGAAAAGCUCAUCGGUUGAGGAGGGAUAUUGUAUCCUGGCAACACUCAAGACGGUCAUUUCUGCUGUACAGCUAUUCCUUUUCGUUGUCCAUGAUUCUACAUCUGCACAAAACACAAUAUUUUCACCUGUCACAUAUGUUUCGAUUGCUCUCCUACCGGCUUCUAAUUUCUAUCUGGCUAAAUCAAAUU